ACUUGAAAUCAAUAAAACAAAGCAACUUUCUAAUAGUUAAAAUCAAUAAAACAAAGUGCAUAUGCAAUAGUACAAAGUUUUAGCACCUUGCCAUAACAAAAACAACACAAGAAGCAAAUAAUAUUCUUUUAACACAGCACCUCUAAAGUAAAAGCCAAUGUUGAUCGCCGGAGAUGAGCUGGGAAAUACUCUUCCUCCGGGAAAUCUAGCCGUCAGAUCCUCCUUUGGAGGAUGGAAAUCGGCAAGGCUCAUAAUCUUUGUAGAAAUGGCCGAGCAGUUCGCCUCUUACGGGAUAUCGUCCAACCUCAUAACGUACCUGACAGGACCACUGGGAGACUCAACGGCCGCAGCUGCAGCAAAUAUUAACGCCUGGUGUGGAACGGAAGCGUUUCUUCCACUUCUCUGGAGCUUUGUCGCUGACUCGUUUCUUGGCCGUUUCCGUACCAUCAUAAUCUCGUCCUCUCUGUACAUCUUGGGACUUGGGUUGCUGUCUUUUUCAGCCAUGAUUCCUUCUCACUCCAAAGAUUCGAAUCAACUCCAAGUGACUCUCUUCUUCAUCUCUCUGUAUCUUAUAGCCUUAGGACAAGGAGGUUUCAGCCCUUGUAUUAAGGUAUUUGGAGCUGAUCAGUUUGAUGGAAAUGACCUAAAAGAGUUGAAAGCAAAGAGUUCUUUUUUCAACUGGUUGAUGUUUGGAAGCUGUGUUAGCAUAUUGACCACUCGUUUGAUCUCUAGCUACAUCCAAGAGAAUCUAAGCUGGUCCUUAGGAUUUGGUAUUCCAGGUGCUUCCAUGCUACUUGCUCUGCUUCUCUUCCUCCUUGGAACUAAGACUUACCGUUUCACUACUGAGAGAAGAGGAAACAAAAACCCUUUUGCUAGAAUCAUUCGUGUUUUUAUAGAAGCCGUAAAGAACAGAAGACAACCAGAUUUACACAUAGCUAACCCGAACGAGACCCUACUUCUCGUGGCUCACCAGAGUUCCAAACAAUUUAGGUUCCUUGACAGAGCGGCGGUUUCAUGUGAUUUGUCUGAAAUUGAAGACGCAAAAUCUGUGCUAAAGCUUGUUCCCAUAUGGAUAAAUUGCUUGGUUUAUUCCACUGUAUGUUCACAGAUCCCUACUUUCUUCACAAAGCAAGGAUCAACAAUGAACAGGUAUAUCUCACCAGGAAUUUUAGUUCCCGCAGCCACGCUCCAAUGCGUCUUAAGCCUAGCAAUGGUUUUUUUCAUCCCAAUCUACGACCGUCUACUAGUCCCAAUCGCAAGAUCAUUUACUCAAAACCCUUUAGGAAUCACAACGCUUCAGAGGAUUGGCGCUGGCAUGUUUCUCUCCAAUAUUGCCAUGGUGGUUGCCGCUUUGGUCGAGACCAAAAGGCUCCAAACCGCUCAAGAUGAUAUCACAACAAUGAUGAGCGUGUGGUGGUUGGUUCCACAAUAUGCUAUCUACGGUGUCUCGUAUGCGUUCUUAACGAUUGGCUUACAGGAGUUUUUCUACGACCAAGUCCCUAGCGAGCUUAGGAGCGUCGGUAUGGCUCUGAAUCUAAGCAUAUUCGGGGUCGGCAACUUCCUAAGCAGCUUCAUGAUAUCAGUCAUCGACAAAGUCACAAGCCAGCUUUGUCAAACGAGCUGGUUCGAUAACGACCUUAACAAGGCUCAUUUAGAUUACUUCUACUGGCUACUUGCUUGUGUUAGUUCCAUUGGUUUAGCCUCCUACUUGUGGUUCGCCAAGUCGUAUGUGUACAAUAGACCAAACACAUUCUAAAAACAGUGUGGUUUGUCUUCUUGACUAUAUUGGGAUUUUUGCAUUUUUAUAUCCACUUCAUGACCAACUCGACAUUUGCAUACUAACUACAACAUUAAAUAUAAGAAAAUUAGGAGUAGUCCGGAUCGGAUCCGCAACUUUACUAUCCAGAUCUUGGAAUCAUGCUUUUCACGUUUUUUCAGAAAAUUGAUAGUUACAUUUAAAACUUUUAUCUUAAUUACAUGAAGUAGCAAUUUAAGUUAAGUAGCUGGAUCCUUCUCUCAUAAUCUGAAAUAUAUUACGUACGUUAAACGUUAAAUAUCCUGAGAAUAUCCUCAGGACAAGAAAUCGAAAAUGAUUUAGUCCACAGAAUAUAUUUUUUCUGUAAAGAAAUCCAAAGAAUAGUUAGUCAACCCACUAUAAACAAACACGAUUAACUUAUUUGCCAGUUGCCAAAAAUAACGGAGGUUUAAUACGUCUACAAUUAUUUGAUCGUAGACCGAGGGAGCUGACAUGCAUCGUUCUAGUAUGAAGAGCCGCUAGAAUCAUCUUUUCAAUUAAAUCUAA
Messenger RNA from Brassica napus (rape), 2302 nucleotides. Its product is annotated as protein NRT1/ PTR FAMILY 5.11-like. The record is from RefSeq and is a predicted model, not a curated record. The coding region runs from base 158 to 1756 and encodes 532 amino acids. NCBI's taxonomy places the organism in Eukaryota, Viridiplantae, Streptophyta, Magnoliopsida, Brassicales, Brassicaceae. Gene Ontology annotation, cellular component: membrane. The transcript is spliced from 4 exons. Gene Ontology annotation, molecular function: transmembrane transporter activity. Gene Ontology annotation, biological process: transmembrane transport.